Messenger RNA from Nicrophorus vespilloides, 2239 nucleotides. RefSeq lists its product as uncharacterized. Lineage: Eukaryota; Metazoa; Arthropoda; Insecta; Coleoptera; Silphidae. Gene Ontology annotation, molecular function: potassium ion leak channel activity. Bases 121 to 1839 code for a protein of 572 amino acids. The record is from RefSeq and is a predicted model, not a curated record. The transcript is spliced from 7 exons. Gene Ontology annotation, biological process: potassium ion transmembrane transport; stabilization of membrane potential. Gene Ontology annotation, cellular component: membrane.
AGAUGGAAAGGGUUUACGUUCUUGAGAGGCAGUGUGUUUUCGUUGUCGCUCCCGUUCAAACAUGUGAUUUUUUUUUUAAAUUGUAGUUUUAAGAUUGAAGACAUUUAGUUAUAUGUUAAGAUGUCGCGCUACUAUUCUUCAGAUCCUGAAGCGUUGGAGCACAAGAAACCUAGCGCCUGUGCGAACUUCCUCAGGUACACAUGGAAAACCAUCACAUGUCUCUUCUCGCACAUCACCCUAGUUUCCAUGGUCGUUUCAUACUGCAUCCUCGGAGCAGUCACCUUUCAAACACUUGAAGAAGAAAAUGAAAAAGAGGUGAAGAGGAACAUUGGUAAAAUGCGUGGAAUGAUCACGGACAAACUGUGGAAUUUGACGACCGUGGAUUCGCCGGUGCUCAUCGAGGAGAACUUUACUCGGGAUGUGAUACAGAGGCUGAAGGAUUUCGAGUCGGGACUGCUGAAAGCCAUCACGAAAGACGGAUGGGACGGAGACGAAAACACGGACAACGUGCAAUGGAGCCUGGCCGGAGCACUCUUCUAUUCCAUCAUUGUCAUCACGACAAUAGGAUACGGACAUAUCGCGCCGAAGACGACCUGGGGCAAAGUCGUUACGAUCUUUUACGCGAUUCUGGGUAUUCCCUUGAUGCUUCUAUGCUUAUCAAAUAUCGGUGAUAUUAUGGCCACUUCGUUCAGGUUUUUAUACUGGAAAGUCUGCUGUUACGUGUGCACGAAGAAACCUAAACGGCACAAGCGGGGGAUGUCUCAAAUUCCUAGAAGGCCUACGAUGCGACUUCAAGGUAGGAAUACCAGAUCGAGAACUUCAUCCUUCAAGAGAUCGUUAAGGACAUCUACGAGAUCAGCGGAUAGCGGAUUCGCUUUCUCCGACGUGGGACCUUCGUCGCAUUCAGAUACAGAACUUAGAUUUCAUGAAGAUCAUCCUGUAUCCAAAAGAGGACAAAGUCUUCCUCGAAUGCAACCAUCUCAACGCUCCAGAUUCUCCGACGAAGGUCCACCUGUGCGCAGACCAAGUCCGAAUGCGCGUGGUAACAACCCUCAACGCGGAGGUUCCUUGGAUCGUAGAAGAGCUCCGAAGGUCUUCGAUAUUGACCCUUCGGCUCUUGCAAAAGCUCCGGUUUACUGCAAUAGAUACGUCAUGGAUAAAGCGGAUUUAGUUGGAAAUCACGUCCCAGGGAUUACUUAUAAUGAGAGACCUGCAAGGAAUGCUUCGCCUCCGCUGCAAGGUAGAAGAGCUCUCUCGAUGCCCAGAUCGCAGCACUACCUGGAACCACCUAGAGAUCCAUCACCAUCGUCUUCUUCGAUUCGGGACGACGAUCAGAGCAAACAGCAAAGAAGGAGGAAGAAUUACAACCCGAGUCCGCGGAUCAUGAGUCCUAUGGGUUACGGACAUCGGAGCAAGUACCUGGACGAUCCGGGAUCUGAUGAUGAGUACUUCUACGAGGAAGGAAGCUUCGACACGGGAAGAGUGAGGAUCAAACCGGUGCCGAUUUGGUUGUGCGUUUUCCUGGUGAUCAGCUACAUCUUCGCCGGUAUGUUCCUCUUCACGUUUUGGGAAGGAUGGGAUUACCUGGAUUCAGCUUACUUCUGCUUCAUCACGCUGACAACUAUCGGAUUCGGAGAUUUCGUACCUGCGAAUCGUGUUAAGAAGGAGAAGUUUAAAGAAAAUAUUGCAUAUUGCUCUUUGUAUUUGUUGUUUGGAAUUUCGCUGCUCGCUAUGAGCUUCAAUUUGGUGCAGGAGGAGGUUAUAGCGAAUGUGAAGAGGGUGGCCAAAACGUUGGGAAUCAUCAAGGGAGAUGAGGAUGAUGAUGAGGACGAUGAUUGAUCCACGUUCGAUGUACUUUAAUUAGUCUUAGGUGUUGUCGAUUUUAGCGCGUUUUACGUAUUGUCCAUUAUGUGUUCGGCAAUUAAUCAUGUUGCGAUUAUUAAUCACUCGAUCAUGCUCUGGUUGAGUAGGCGUCGGAGGAGGAGGAUGAGGUGGGACAGGAGGAGGCUAUGGAAGUGGAGGACGAGAAGGACGACAUCCAAACAUUACACGGAUUUAUCACCUGUUACGUUCACGUGCGCUCACCAAAUUUACGUAAAUCCAUCACAAUGGGCGACAUCCUGCUGCUGCCCAAAAGGCCUCCGCCUCUCACUCUCCCUCAUAAUUUUAUCACUCCCAAAUUAUGUACUAACGUCCUUGUCACGUUUAAACCCUUGUGUUCUUUUUCAAAAUAAAUUAA